This is a messenger RNA of Capsella rubella, 1695 nucleotides long. RefSeq lists its product as uncharacterized. The record is from RefSeq and is a predicted model, not a curated record. NCBI's taxonomy places the organism in Eukaryota, Viridiplantae, Streptophyta, Magnoliopsida, Brassicales, Brassicaceae. The coding region runs from base 118 to 1509 and encodes 463 amino acids. The transcript is spliced from 9 exons.
AAAGAAGAAACAAAGAACAAUAAAUAAAGUUUCUAAAUCGCCACCACCCACACACCAGCUUUGUUUCAUGGUGAGCUAGAGAGAUCUUCGCAUCUCAGUGUUUUGGGGGAUUAGAUAAUGUUACCGGAGAGAAGAAGUACGGUGGUGUCUUCUUCGUCUCCAUAUCUGAAUCCGUCUGGUCAGAAUGAUAAUACUUUUUUACUUCUUAGAAGAGGCAAAAAGUUUGGUGGUCGGAUUGUGAAAUUGAAGCUCUCGCAUGUCUUCUUGUUCUUUGUGUCACUCUUUUUCUUCUCUUGCAUAUUCUCUGGCCAUAGACUACUCUUUCAUGGUAACAUUGGUUCUGAGUUCUUACCUCAUUUUGAGCAGAACACUUACUUGAAAAACCAUAUGUUUGCAUCGGAUAUUGAUAUAGGAUUAAACAAAUCCAACAUCGAAAAACCACCUGGAAGCAAGAAGAGAAACAAGCAUUUGCCUUGUGAAGUUGCACUUGCUGAAUCUGUUGAUCACAUACUUGAGCCUCAGGGUUAUUUGAAUUUUACGCGGUUUUCGUUAGGCUUUGUAGAGACUGAGACAUAUGAUAAGCCUAGGUUUGGAGGGCAUCAAACACUUAAGGAAAGAGAGAGAUCCUACUCUGCAAUAGAUCAGACAGUUCACUGUGGUUUUGUCAAAGGGACUGGAUUUGAUUUGAAUGAAAAGGAUAGGGCGUACAUGAAGAACUGUGUAGUCUCUGUGUCUUCUUGCAUUUUUGGAAGCUCUGAUUUUCUAAGGAGACCUGCAAGCAAAAAGAUCAGUGACUUCUCGAAGCGAAAUGUUUGUUUUGUGAUGUUUGUUGAUGAGCAAACACUAUCGAAAAUUGCCAGUGAAGGUCAUGUUCCUGACAAGCAGGGAUUUGUUGGUUUGUGGAAAACUGUAGUUGUGAGCAAUUUGCCUUACACUGAUAUGCGAAAGACGGGAAAGGUUCCGAAAUUUCUGUCGCAUCGUCUUUUUCCUUCUUCUAGGUAUUCGAUAUGGAUAGACAGUAAGAUGAGACUCACCACAGAUCCUAUGCUGAUUAUUGACUUCUUCUUAUGGAGAACAAAAUCAGAAUUCGCAAUCUCGAACCAUUAUGACCGGCAUUGUGUUUGGGAUGAAGUGAUACAGAACAAACGGCUGAACAAAUACAACCACUCGGCCAUCGACGAACAGUUUAUGAUCUACCGAUCAGAUGGACUUAAGAAAUUUGACCCUUCAGAUCCUAAUUCUCCUCUUCCAAGUUAUGUACCUGAAGGUUCUUUUAUUGUAAGGGCUCAUACACCAAUGUCAAACCUCUUCACCUGCCUAUGGUUCAAUGAAGUUGAUCGGUUUACCUCGCGAGAUCAGUUGAGUUUUGCAUACACAUACCUUAAACUUCAGAGAUCGAAUCCAGAUAGACCCUUACGCCUAAACAUGUUCAAGGACUGUGAGCGUCGAGCAUUAACAAAGCUUUUCCACCAUCGCGUAGAUUCAUCAGCUCCUUCACCUCCUGCUUGAUAGAUUUAAGUAUAGAUUAGAUUUUCUACAAUUUUUGUACUUUUCUCUUCAUUCCACUUCUUGGAAACUUUGAAGGAGAUGAAAGAUGGAAGAGGAACCUAAUUGAAAUGUGUAUGAGCCAAGAUAGAAUCUUAGUAAGUUUACAAACACGAUUCAGUACGGAUAUAUCAAAAGAUACAACAACUA